This is a messenger RNA of Porites evermanni, 1928 nucleotides long. Lineage: Eukaryota; Metazoa; Cnidaria; Anthozoa; Scleractinia; Poritidae. The record is from the annotation of a GenBank genome assembly.
AUGGCCGAAUACAAUGGAGCAGUGGACGUUAUCCGUAAAACGUUCAGGUGAGAUGAGGAACCCGCUGCAUCGAUUUUAUUUUUUGUUGAAAGGAGUUUGUGAAAGUGAAAUUUUCCAGCGCUCUAAGAUUUAUACCUUAAACAGUCGCCUUCUGACGUUAGCUUUUUUGUCGACUUUCUAGAUACGAAGGAGUGAGAGGAUUUUAUAAAGGAUUGGUUCCUAAUGUUCUCAGGUAAGAUCCCCAACAAAAGAGCUCCUAGGUUUUAACCUGUCUGGAUGACAGUGACUAAUUGGCAGGCCCUAGUUAUUCAAAAGGUAGCUAACGCUAUCCACUGCAUAAAUGACUAUCCAGCGGAUAACGCAGUUGGUAUCCAUAAAACGUAUCCACACUGAAUAGUGAUUUAUCCGGUGGAUUGCGCUAAAGAACAUUUAAUCAACCGGGGCCAGAACUGUUACGAAGAUGUCGCGGUUAAAAGGACAACAGCACUUAGCCUCUUUAACAGUAAGCUCGGACUUCACACGUGAAAGAUCAGUGAAGUUGUUUAUGCAACUGUGCGUGAAAAAGCCAAACAAAAAAACAAACAAACCCGAAAGGUAGCAUACGAGGACGUCACUGGCUGCCGCUAUUGGUCUAUUCAUGAGCUUACUGUUAUCCUCCCACCCCAUACUAUGUAUGAUUAGUGAAACAAAAGAGGCGGUAGACCACACCACCUGGGAAAUAUUUCCUGUUCUUUUUCAACAAUAGUGGCAGUUGGUUGUUUUACAACACUAUGCGAAAGUAAUGAUGUCAAACUUCUCCGAAUUUCGUCAAAAUUGACGAAUUUCAAAGAGGGAAUAUCGGUAAAAUUUCGGUGCAUCUAUUGUCGGCGAAAUUUCGCGCAAUGAGACGAAAUGGGACGAAAAUUCGGCUCAAAACGAAGGUUCAGUACCGUUCGUCCAAUUUUGAAGAACUUUUAAUGAUAGGAAGGAUGAAGGAAGUAAGGCCAAAGGCUUAGAAAUAAUGAUAAUUAGUUAAGAAUUUAUUACGCACAGAUAUCAAUGUCACUAUAAUCAAAUCCGCGAUAUUAUGAUUGCCUUUUCCGAUUUUUAAGGCCACUUCCGGCGGAUCAUCUGGUCUGAGGCAAGGUCUUAAACAGACAGUAGAGUGGCAUUUUCUUUUGAUAAUGAACUCUGUGACCGGCCGGGAUUUAAACCCAACAUGCCGCAUACCAUAUGCUUUAUUUGGCUGAAAUAAGGCUCAUACGAGAAACAGACAAACCAGGCAACGCACAAAAAUAGGCAUGGAAAGUUGAAGUGAUAAUAGAAAAUGAUAACUGUAGUUUGACCUGGAUAUAAUGGUCACCCUCGACCGGUAUUUAAGAGACUUGCCUCCUAAUGAAGGUUGUCGCUCAAUUAAACAUCACAAAAAUUACCCACUGGGUGUGGCCGUCGAAACGCAACUAACUGAUAGUCUUCAUAAAAGAGCACUUCAUUCAAUUCUUCAUUCUAUCAAACUGUAAAGCAAUCAACGUCCGUUCAGGUGAACUAUACCAGGGCGACCCUGAUCUGUACUGAUCUUUCACUUUCUAUUCAUUCAACAAAGUUGCUGACUUGUAACCGUAACGGGGAAAUAAAGUCACCGUUAUGAUAAAGCACCAUCCGUUAUCCUGCCGGCCAACCAGACAGUGUUUGCGAGCCUUGACGCUCAAACCGAAAUGUCUCAUUCCUUCAUUAUUUUCUUACGUUUAUGUGUGGCCGCUAGUGAAUAAAGGCAAAAAUAAGAAGAAGGGCAAAGCAUGGGCUGCAAAGGGGUGAUAGUAAAAGGCACGAGACAAACGUCGUUUGUGAUUAAGUUUGUUUGUUUUUGUUUUUACAGAGUGACUCCAGCGUGUGCUCUGACAUUCGUGGUAUACGAAAACGUCAUCCAUUUUCUCAUGCCGCCCAGCUAA